UUAUUACUUUCUCCUUGCCUGUACGGUUUAAAGAAUAUUUACUUGUUUGCUUUCUAUGCUGUGGUUGUUAUUAUUAUUAAUAUGGUUGGUGAAGUCAGUUCUUUAUUCACAUUUGAAUUGAAUACUGUGCGCUAAUAAUUAAAAAGGCAAUUUCAUAAUUUGACUUAAACUGGUGGAAACUGUAUAGCAACAUGUUGGGGAUCCAAGGGAUGACGGGAUCCCUGCUGUUCACCGUCAUCAUGUCCGCCUUCGGGUCGGGCUUCCAGCACGGGUACAACGGGGUGGUGGUCAACCCUCCGCAGAUGGUGCUGGAGCAGUGGAUCCGCCAGGUGGCGGGCGACAGGAGCGGGCUGGCCCCAGAGGACGUGGACGACAACACCAUCACGUGGGUGUGGUCUGGCGUGGUGGCCGUCAUGUGCGUGGGCGGCAUGGUGGGCGGCGCGACCACGGGCGCCGUGGCCCAGCGCUUCGGCCGCCGCGGGGGCCUGCUCGUCAACAACGUGCUGGUGUUCGUCGCCACCGCCAUCUACGGAACGUGUAAGGUUGCAAAAUCCUACGAGAUGUUUCUCAUCGGGAGAUUCAUUAUUGGGAUCAACAAUGGCCUCAACACCGGUCUUUGUCCCAUGUAUCUCUCCGAGAUCUCUCCGAAGCUGCACAGAGGAGCUGUGGGCACGCUGUACGAGUUGUUCGUGAACCUGGGCGGGGUGCUGGCCACGGUGUUCGGCGUGCAGGCCGUGCUGGGCACGGAGAAGGACUGGCCCUACCUGUUCGGCCUCAUGUCGGUGCCCGCCGCGAUGCAGCUGGUGUCGCUGUGCUUCGUGCCCGAGUCGCCGCUGCACCUGCUUGCCUCCGGGGCCGGCGACGACACCGACGCCAGAGAAGCGCUGAUGUGGCUGCGCGACACUGACGACGUGGACGAGGACCUGCAGGAGCUGGCCAGCGAGCUGUCCCCCGGGGAGCGGCCCAUGCUAGGGCUGCGGGAGCUGCUGGCCGAGCCUGCGCUGCGGGAGCCGCUGGUCAUCGCGCUCGUCGUCAUGGCGUCGCAGCAGCUCGCCGGCAUCAACGUGGUGAUGUUCUACUCGACCAAGAUCUUCGUGGCGGCGGACAUGUCGACGCGCGACGCGCAGCUGGCGACGCUGGCGGUGAGCGUGGUGAAGAUGCUGUCCGUGCUGGUGUGCACGGCGCUGGUGGACCGCGCGGGCCGCCGGCCGCUGCUGCUGGCGGGCUACGGCGGGAUGUGCGGCUCGGCCGUGCUGCUCACCGUCAUGCUGCUGUUCGUGGAGCAGGCCACGUGGGUGCGGUGGCUGACGGCGCUGCUGCUGAUGCUGUUCGCGAGCUCCUUCUCCGUGGGGCCGGGCGCCAUCCCCUGGUUCCUGGUGGACGAGCUGUUCAGCCACUCGGCGCGCGCCUCCGCCAGCAGCGCUGCCGUCUGCCUCAACUGGCUCUGCAACUUCGUCGUCAGCAUGGUCUUCCUGCCGCUGCAGAUGGUGAUGCACUCGUAUGUGUUCCUCAUCUUCGUGGUGCUGCUGGUUGUGUUCGCCUUCUUCGUGUUUGCCAAGCUCCCCGAGACGAAAAAGAAACCAAUAAUAGAAAUCACGGAACUAUUUGAAUAACAACUAUCGUCUUUUGUAAAACCAAUUAAGACAAUUAAAUGUCCCAACAUUUUUUUUUUAGACAGUUUAGUACUAAACUAUUUUUUUUGCUGUCCUAGUAGACGCAUAGUUAAUUUUUAUGAUUUAUUUUCGUCUGUAACCGUGUUCGAAUGAAUGGGUCUGAGAGAAAUAUACUCUUUCUUGAAAA
Messenger RNA from Bacillus rossius redtenbacheri, 1800 nucleotides. Its product is annotated as solute carrier family 2, facilitated glucose transporter member 1-like. Bases 192 to 1613 code for a protein of 473 amino acids. NCBI's taxonomy places the organism in Eukaryota, Metazoa, Arthropoda, Insecta, Phasmatodea, Bacillidae. The record is from RefSeq and is a predicted model, not a curated record. The transcript is spliced from 9 exons. Gene Ontology annotation, cellular component: membrane. Gene Ontology annotation, molecular function: hexose transmembrane transporter activity. Gene Ontology annotation, biological process: monosaccharide transmembrane transport.